This is a messenger RNA of Rhagoletis zephyria (snowberry fruit fly), 802 nucleotides long. RefSeq lists its product as uncharacterized. The record is from RefSeq and is a predicted model, not a curated record. Lineage: Eukaryota; Metazoa; Arthropoda; Insecta; Diptera; Tephritidae.
AAGAAUACGAUGGAGCUCAGCCAGUGACGCCUCUGCUGCCGCCAUCAUCCGUUGCGGUUUUGCCGCGCAUUUCAAGCAAUGACGCCUGAUGAGCGCUACGAGUCUGCGCGUAUACACAAGUACUGCGUCAAUUGCUUGGCGACGUCGCAUUCAACCGGCUCCUGCAGCUCAGCCGUCAGCUGUCAUCGGUGUGGGAAGGCGCAUCACACAAUGCUGCAUCGUCCACCAUCAUCACCAUCGGAAAGCACUCGCCGUACUGACUCGCCCGCACAAGUUCGCCGUGGACGAUCGAAGCUAGCCAGCCGUGUGAUAAAACCAGCCGCAAAGCAAGCUCACAGCGGCAAUACUGCGGUCCAACGGCGCAUCCGCGAUUUAUUCAACCGGGCGGUGCUGACCCUCGAGAAAUUGCAAGAGUUGCUCAACCUGGCACCUGCGCAGGCGGGCCGGCAUGUUGCGGACAUGAGUCCCAACUUAAUCGAAUUCGAUUAAGAACUUUGUAAAGUAUUCCAUUAAUGUUUUUCUAUAAUCCGCGUGCGGCUGGCAAUGCCACAUACUGUACACCAUUGUGAAUGAGUCAGGUGAAUUAGGUUUCAUGUUGAAAUUGUAAGCGGGUUCACGGGGUGACUCGUGCCUGCAAUUAAAUUGCUAGAAUUAUUAACGUUUUAGACGCCGUCGCAGCCGCAUCGCACCGUUUUUUGCUUUUUUGUCACAGAACGCCACUCGGGCGAACUUUGUUACCGGUUUAACCAUACCGCUACUAAAUUUCGGUUUGAAGUUUGAUUGAAGUCAAUAAACAUUAAUG